AUGGGUGUCAUGCUUCGCGGCAUGAUUAACAAGCUAGUUGAACUCAGCGUGCCCAACCCGACAGUAUGCGGAUUGAUCGUGAAAGGUUUCAAGUGUACAACGUACCGAUUAGACCUCAAAGCAAAGCAUGUGUACAGAAUGGUCGAAUUGCAAGAAUUCCUUCUGCCACAAGAAAGCUAUCAAGUAGGCUGCUUGCCGACUUGUAUCCAAGCGUUGGGGCAAGUUAAGCUCAACGCACCUUUUCAAGCUCACGACAUCCGGUAUCCUGGUAAGCUGAUAUGGCGCGUUAAGAAAAUCUGUAGCGAAUUCUACUAUCACGAAAUGAUGUAA
Molecule: messenger RNA, 330 nt
Organism: Zychaea mexicana
Lineage: Eukaryota; Fungi; Mucoromycota; Mucoromycetes; Mucorales; Lichtheimiaceae
Exons: 5
Coding region: 1-330 (109 amino acids)
Source: RefSeq, a predicted model, not a curated record